Molecule: messenger RNA, 1758 nt
Organism: Aspergillus glaucus CBS 516.65
Lineage: Eukaryota; Fungi; Ascomycota; Eurotiomycetes; Eurotiales; Aspergillaceae
Product: flavin-containing monooxygenase
Exons: 7
Coding region: 1-1758 (585 amino acids)
Molecular function (GO): NADP binding; flavin adenine dinucleotide binding; N,N-dimethylaniline monooxygenase activity
Source: RefSeq, a predicted model, not a curated record
AUGCAAGAACUUCAUUCCAAUGGAUUGAACGGCUCCGCAAAUGGCGACACACACAACGCGCCCUAUCAGAUCAUCGAGAAGCCGAGCAGACUUGCAAGAAAGAUUCGCAUCAUCGUAAUCGGCUGCGGUGCCAGUGCCAUCAAUUUCGCCCACGAGGUUGACAUCAGCCCGUUGAACCUCGAAUUGGUGUGCUACGACAAGAAUCCCUCGAUCGGAGGGACCUGGUUUGAAAACAAGUACCCGGGCUGCGCAUGCGAUAUUCCCUCGGUAAACUACCAAUACUCGUGGGCACCAUCGGCGCACUGGACAUCCUUCUACUCGGGUGCUGCGGAGAUCUUGCAGUACUUCAAGAGCGUUGCCAAUGACUAUGGACUGAUGAAGUAUAUGCGUUUGAAUUCAAGAGUGGUCGAUGCCCGAUGGGACGAAGAUAGCUGUCAAUGGCAUGUCGCGAUUCAGAAGACCGAAGAUCCGGAGACGAUCUCUCAGGACAAAGCCGAUAUCCUGAUAAACGCGAGCGGCGUUCUCAACAAGUGGAAGUGGCCUGCAAUCCCAGGUCGAGAAACAUUCCAGGGCCAGAUGCUGCACAGUGCAAACUGGGAUGACAGUGUUGAACUGGAAAGAAAGCGUGUCGCAGUAAUUGGAUCUGGAUCUUCUGCGGUGCAAAUUGUCCCCAAUAUCCAACCAAUGGUUGGCUCCCUCAAAUGCUUCAUUCGCAGCCAGUCAUGGGUUACAGCGAGCUUCGGUCAGCGUUUCGCUGGAAAGGGAGGCACCAACUUCAAAUACAGCGAAACGCAAAAAGAUGUCCUUGCCAACAACCCAAGGAAGUACAUGACUUACCGCAAGAAGAUCGAGUCGGAGUUGAACUCACGGUUUCGGUUUAUCCUAAAUGGAUCCCAAGAGCAAGCAGAAGCCCGAAAGGCCGCAGAGGCUGACAUGCGCCGACGACUGGCCAAAAAGCCAGAACUGGCGGAUCUCAUCAUUCCGACGAAUUUCGCUGUAGGAUGCCGUCGACCAACCCCUGGUGCCGGAUAUCUCGAGGCCAUAUGUGAGGAAAAUGUGUCUGUUGUCUCCCAGAGCAUCAAGGAGAUCACGCCCAAGGGUAUAAUGACUGUCGAUGGGGUCGAACAUGAGUUCGACGUGAUUGUGUGCGCCACUGGAUUCGAUGUCAGUUGGAAGCCUUCUUAUCCAACCAUCGGUCGUGAAUCGCGCAAUCUGAUCAAAGAAUGGGCGGAAGCUCCAAGUACCUAUCUCUCGAUCACUGUUCCGCAUUUCCCGAAUUAUCUAAUCUUCAACGGCCCAUACGGACCCUACGGCCAUGGCAGUUUCCUCCCCAUUACGGAGACACUAUCAAAGCAUUUCCUGAUGAUGUUCCGCAAAAUGUCCGAAGAAGGCAUCACUUCUUUCGACCCCAAAGUGGAAGCUGUCGCCGAUUUCGUCCAGCACCGCCGGAACUUUCUGCCGCGCACGGCAUGGUCGUCUCCCUGCAGUUCAUGGUUCAAGCAGGGAACGGUCGAUGGCGAGAUUAUGAUGUGGCCGGGUUCUCGAAUUCACUUCUUUGAGACCAUGAAGGCGCCUCGCUGGGAGGACUACAACCUUACUUAUACCACUUCCAACCGCUUUGGAUACUUGGGCAAUGGGUUUGCGGCGCGCGAGUCUGAUGGUAGUGAUUUGACAUGGUAUCUUGGUUUGUUGGACGGGGAGGAUGUACAGCCGGAGUUACCAGAUGAUGAUUUCAGAGACUUUAUAGUCAAUUGUUAG